Protopolystoma xenopodis is the source of this 251-nucleotide messenger RNA. Lineage: Eukaryota; Metazoa; Platyhelminthes; Monogenea; Polystomatidea; Polystomatidae. The record is from the annotation of a GenBank genome assembly.
UUAUAGAACGUCUGUUGUUAAAUUCCGUCGAGGUUAAGCCUUACGUCCUGGACAAUCAAAUGUGUGAUGAGUGUCAAGGAGCUCGCUGUGGUGGAAAGUUUGCGCCUUUCUUUUGCGCCAACGUAGCCUGUUUGCAGUAUUAUUGCGAGCAGUGCUGGGUACAGAUACACAGCCGCCACGGUCGAGAAUAUCACAAGCCUCUUGUAAAGGAGGGUGCUGAACGACCUCGUCCCGCGCUUUAUAGGUGGUAA